ACACCGAAGCAAAUGCAAUCGCCACCCGUCGCGCGCUUCGGCAUAUCUAACUGCAAAAUCUAUCUCUGCGGAUUUCUUUAACGAAAAUCAUAUUUUACUUCCCUCUCUCCCUCCUUCCGCCAUUUUUGCUUGCUCACGCCUCUUCAGCUACUACUCGUUUAUCCACUGCCGCGAUUUCCGUCAGCCGUCGUCGCUCAACUAUCCGGUAAACUCUCCUCUUCGUUCCUUCUUCCCCGAUUCCUCUUCGCUCUUUCCUCCUUGGUUAUCUUUGCGGCGUCUCGUUCUGCUUCGUUCGAUAUUCUUGCAAUGCUGAAUGCUCCGUUUGGUUUGUCGGCACCUGUGCUUUUGAUUUUCCAAUCCGAAUUUUAACCCGACGAUUUUUCUUAGUCUUGUUCUAUCGUCUUCCGGUCGAGCUCUGGGAUUCCAUUUCUGUCGUCAGUUGGCCAGAAUCUCCUUCUUUCACUCCGAUUCCGUUGAUUUUAUACGUCCGGUUUGGAUUCGUCGCCAAAUACUGUGCGAGUUUUUUUGUUGUUGUUGUUGUUGUUGUUCUGGUCUUGUGAUGAACGAUUCGGCAGAAUGAUAUUGCAUUUCUGGUGAAGCAGCAGCAAGUUCAUGGAAUUUUUUCGCAGCUACCUUUACUCGUCUGACAUCAUUUAGUGUAGAUUUUGUUUUGUUCAUCAGACUCCAGACGUUUGUGGCCAUGGACCUUCCCCGGUUUUGUUGUUGUUGUUGUUAUUGUUAUUGCUACUGAAUUUGGCAGCUGGUGGUGAAAGGAAGCCGCCAUGGGGUGUGACAAAGGGCAGCUCAGGGUUGCGGGAAGGUUUCCCGAAGUUGGGGCGAUCUUCAUGUGUAAUCGUGCUACGAAGAAGGAAUGUUUUCGACGCAAACUCUUUGGCCUUCCAUCGGGGAAGGCCGAUUUCGUAGCGCAUGUGAAGGCUGGAAUGAUUUUGUUUCUGUUCGAGUAUGAGAGGAGAGAGCUCCAUGGUGUGUUCCGGGCGUGCUCUGAUGGGGCAAUUGAUAUUGUGCCACAUGCGUAUGGUGAUUCCGGGAUGCAGUUCUCUGCACAGGUACGCAUUGGUUGUGUAUCAUCGUCUCCUUGACUGAUUUUCAUUCAUGUGUAAUGUUAUACGAGAAUGUGGGAAUCAGUGAAUCAAUCAAGAAGGUGAUGUUGAACUCCAACGUUAAUGGUCGUCCAGCUAGUUUCAUUCAACUGCUACUUCCUGUGUUUAUUUCGAUCCUUUUCUCUAGGUAAGGUUCACUACUAUUUUGAGGUGUAGUCCACUUUCGGAGGAUGAAUUUUCUGGAGCAAUCUGAGAAAAUUACUUCUCCCCAAAGAAGUUCAACUUUGGACUGAGUGAAAGACAGGUGCGCACCGUCUCUGUAGCUAAAGAAUAUUUUCCAUCUAUAGAUGCACUCAGUAACCAAAAUCUUUUUUGUGAUUUCUGUUGUAGGUCGAAAAGCUUCUUCAACUCUUCAGCUCAAGGAAGAUACAGCGGCAGCUUCAUCACAGACAAUCUCCACAAAACGAUGUUAGAAGAUCAUCACCUGCAAAUUAUGUGAGUUCUCAUCCUGAAGGAGCAAUCGAUGGUGGCUACAGAAGCCUUGGUAGGGAAAGAUACGAGCAAAAUGCUGUUUCUGGUUCUGGAUCAUUCCGCUCCCCCGAAUAUUCGGAAAACACAACCAAUUUUAUUAGAAGAGCAGUGGAUGAUGCAAGCAUUACUAUAGGAAAUAGUCGUAGAUUGAAUGAUAGGUCUCAAGUGCCGGUUACCCCAACAGAAGACGUAGGGGACCUAAUUGUCAGCAAUAAUGUAGCAUUAGAAAGACCAGUUCAUCGGGAUAACUGGCAGUCAACUUUGGGGGAUUCGAGAAAUAAAAUCAAUGCAGAUUUUGUCCAUGGGCUGGAUGGUGGAAGCCGGUAUUCUGAACACAUUUUAGCUACAGAUAGGAGAAGAGGUUCCAGAACAGCCGGUUAUCAUCCACCUCUCUCAAGUGAGCGGCAACCUAGUGUGUCUCAGUAUCCUAGUCCACCUGUGCAUGGCAGCAAUUCCACUAAUGAAACAAAUUACUUGGUUGGGGAUGAUCGCCAACAUAUUUCUACAGACAGAAGAACAGAUUUCAGAGCUCCUGGUUAUGACCCACCUGUCUCUUAUGAGCAGCAACCUGGUGUUCCUCAGUAUCCUAGUCCACCUGUGCAUGGCAGCAAUUCCAUUUAUGAAACAAAUUACUUUGUUGGGGAUGAUCUCCGACAUAUAUCUGCAGAUAGAAGAAUGGGUUCCAGAGCUCCUGGUUAUGACCCGCCUGUCCCUAGUGAGCAGCAACCUGGUGUGCCUCACUAUCCUAAUCCUCCCGAGUAUGAUCUCCAAUAUAUUCCUAUGGAUAGAAGAACAGUUUCCAUAGCUCCUGGUUACGACCCACCUCGCUCAAGUGAGCAGCAACACGGUGUGUCUCAGUAUCCUAAUCCACCUGUUUAUGGCAGGAAUUCCUUUCUUGAAACAAAUUCAUUGGUUGGCGAUGAUCUCCAACGUACUUCUUCUAUCAUGCAUCACUCAUCAACAGAGCCAAGUUACUCACAUUUAAUGUCCUAUUCACACUUAGAUGGUCCUCACCCAGCACCAUCCAGCAGACCAGGAACUGGUAAUAUUAGCACACAACCUUACAACCCAGAGGCUCCCAGUUUUGACACUAACCACGCAUCCCCCUUUCUAAGAGUCUCAAGUUCAUCUCUUGAUGAAUCCCUUCCUGCACUCAACAGAGCCGUCUCUUUUCCAUCUUAUGAGAAUGAGCUACCUCGACCGUACAGGCAGGUUAGAGAUGACAGCAUGUUGCUCCCACGGUAUGCUCAAUCUAAUUUGUCCAAUGACAGCAAUGAAGCCUCCUGCAGGUCUAACAUGCUUUACCGUUCAAGUUUUUCAAGGGAGUCCUUUCCAAGGCCAUCCCUCCCUCCUCUACAACUGCCAUCUGAACGUCAACGUGGCCGUACUACUACAAUUGACGACCGUUCCUUAUUGGCUCCUCGAAUCAAUACUCCUUCAGUUUCAGGCCGUAGCCACUUGGUGACUACUUCACUGGAAGGUAAUAUUCCACAGUCUAGAAGGGCUCAUGAUGCAGUUCCUUGGAGUGGCAACAGCAUUCCAAAUUCGGAGCAAACUCAAGACAGUAGAAGAACAGAUUACGGUGCUUAUUCUCCAGUUGAUCUGUAUAGUGGUCAGGAUUCUGAAAGGAGGAAUUCAGAUCAACAAAAUCGUAGAAAGCGUUCUGUGUUUGACCGCAUGGUUUUUCCUACUACACAAGAAAGGGAACAAGAAGAUAGUGCUACCAACUCUGUUGGAGAUGAUGAUGAUGACGACAAUCAAGAUGAUUUUUCUGUGAGUGAAAUCAUGACUUCAUUGAGGCAGAGUAGCUAUCGAUGGCUGAAUGAGAAGACACCAGCCAAGUUUUUGAAUGAGAUACGCAAUAGUGGUUUCCAGUAUCAAGUAGGAAAUAAGAAAAUACAAAUAAUGACUCCAGAAACCAAGUCAGCUGAUGAUCACUUGGCAGUAGGAGUGCCAGUAGAGGAUUAUGGUGAUGCUCUCACUACCAACGAAGAAAGCCCUCCUUUUGUGGAUUUCAAACGUCGUAGUAGUACAAUGCGUAAAGCUCAUCAGGUUGAUGCCGCAAAACCUACUGGCAAUGACAAUGUGUUGAGUGCUGAAAACAAGCCGUCCAAGAGGAGGAAGUUAAUCAGGCCUAAAUUUGGUGAUGAGACAUAGCUGCAUUGACGAUGUCAUGGUGAUAAAAGCUUGGAUGAAGGCCAGCAUUAUCCAUCAUCUAAAAAUUGUUGAGCUGUCUGUUGUCACACCCAGCGGCUGUUUGUCAAGUUAACUGCUUUCAGCAGUGGAGUUCCCUGUUCAUAAGCACAAUUUCAUGAAUUUUUGUCGAUCUCCGACUUUUCUUCAAGAAUGUGAACUGAAGCUAGAUAUAGGACUUGAUGUUUGCUGAUUGAGAUAUUAGCAGGUAAUUGCUCUGACAUUGCCUUGUUGGUGGGGCUUUUUGAUUCACUGCUGAACUCUCAGUGCCCUCAUGGAUGAAGCUUUUUUGCUGGGAUAAGUCAGGAGACCUUGGAAGGCGGACAGAGUUCUUUUGUACCAAUGACUUGUUCACCUUUUCCUUCUCCAACCUUUUCCUUUUUGUGUACAUAUCUCUCGAUGGGUGGUUAAUGUACAAACUUGCGGAUUUUCUUUUCUGAUCAAUCCUCGUAGCUUAGGUUAGUAGAGAAACUAUAGGUAUGCUUUUUUGCAAUAGGGACAUGUAACUGUUUCAACGCAUGAAUACUAUCAACAUAGUGAAGUAAUGCAAAGCCUUUUGGUGACAGAACAAUCCUUGCUCUCUUUUUCACUCGCAAAUUUUUUGUCACCUUUGAAUUAGUGUCUCUAACAAUACAAGAUGUGGCUUUUAGAAGCAAGUUUGUAGUGCUGUACAGGUAUCCAAAUGCUCGGUGAGUUAUCUCAGACAACAAUGGCAAUGGCUCCAAAUAAUGGCCUCCUGUUAGAAGGUACAUACUUCUUAUUUUCACCUGUCUAUUAUGUUUUCUUCAUAUAUAUCAUGAGUAAUUUUCAGUACAGUCUGUUGCUUUAAGAAUCUGGUGAAUAUACCAACCCUGUUGCAUGGCACAAAUCCCGUAAUUGCAGCUGUUGGAUGUACGGAGUGGCGUCCUAUCUCCGACGCUCGAAUACAAUGGUAAACAUCACAGGCUGUCCGAUCUGUGAUUCAGCAUAAAAAUCAUUCUUGCAUGUUUCGUCGAUCCUUCUUUCUAUUUGAGAGUGUCUUGCUAGUUGUAAAAUAAAUGCUACAGAAACCUUCUUUCUUUUCACUUCAUUUAUUGUCAUGGCAUGCCAAUAUCAUAUUGAGUGUUUAGUGUUUAGCCAGAGAGACGAGAGAAGGGGAGCGGCAUGGGAUAAAGGUGAAGAAGGGAGUCUCGAGAAUCAGGUCUAUGAAUGAGAGAAGAAUGGAAAUGGCAGGCGGCCACUGCACUACUCUGCAUGUGAAUUUUAGCACGUGAAUAUAGUAAAAAUGCUAGGCUGGUGGGGAUAAACAAAACGGUAAUUAAUUGAUUUUUAUGAACCUGCCACCAUUUUCUUCCAACUCUAAGCUUCUCUGCGUGCAGAAUGUGAGAGAGAAUCCAAUGGGCGGGAAGGCAAAUCUCAGGAAGACUGCUGUUGAUUCUUGCCGAUUUCAUCAAUUCCCUCCAAUAUACAUCUAAGUUGGCAGACUCCACUCUCGAACGGUCGCAUGGUGAGAAUUGGGUUGAUUAAAAUUUUGAUUUGUUU
Linum trigynum is the source of this 5306-nucleotide messenger RNA. NCBI's taxonomy places the organism in Eukaryota, Viridiplantae, Streptophyta, Magnoliopsida, Malpighiales, Linaceae. The record is from the annotation of a GenBank genome assembly.